Messenger RNA from Alternaria arbusti, 699 nucleotides. RefSeq lists its product as uncharacterized. The transcript is spliced from 2 exons. NCBI's taxonomy places the organism in Eukaryota, Fungi, Ascomycota, Dothideomycetes, Pleosporales, Pleosporaceae. Gene Ontology annotation, molecular function: phospholipid binding; peptidase inhibitor activity. The record is from RefSeq and is a predicted model, not a curated record. Bases 1 to 699 code for a protein of 232 amino acids. Gene Ontology annotation, biological process: regulation of proteolysis; regulation of Ras protein signal transduction.
AUGGCGAACACGCAAGUAACAAAGCAAGCUCUACUCGAGCACAAAGUCAUUCCAGACGUCCUUCCAGACACCAUCAACCUUUCCUACGACCUAGCUCUAGAAUGGCCAAACACAAAACUCGACACACCAGGCAAAGAACUAGCCAACGCCGACACGAAAGAAGAACCAAAAGUCUUCCUCGAUCCCGCAGUGAGCAUUCUCACUGAUCUCGCCGAGACCCUGGAUAACCUCGUCUUGAUAAUGGUAGACCCCGACCUCAUGACAAACAACGACACUUCCUUCGGCCAGGUACGCCACUGGCUCAUUACAAACCUGUCCUGCGACUCCACCGGCACACUCUCGCACCACUCCGCCGCCAUACGCUCGCCUUACGUGCGCCCUGCGCCUCUCCCCAAUUACAUCUCGCGACGCCCGCAUCGCUAUGUAUUCAUCCUCGCGCGCGCGUCCAGUAAGAUUGAAGUCCGCCCCGAAGAUCUUCGUGAGAUGCAGAAUCAGUAUACGGCUGCGGUACAGGGGAAGCAGGGCGAAAUGCAGGAUUUGAAGGACCGGUGGGGUUUCAAUGCGUGGAGGCUGUGUGAGGAGAAGGGGUUGGAGGUUUUGGCUGUCAAUCUUAUGAGGGUGGCGGGGACGCUGGAGAGUAGUGUUGCUAAUACGGGAAUGAUGGCGCAGGCGGUUGGGGAUAAGGUUGUUGGGAAGUAA